AUGAUGCAGCAGCGUGCGGAGAAAAACGGCUGGACGGUUUGUCUCCCCUGGAUGGAGGGAAAAUCGCUCGUCCCCUCUCACAAGGCCCGCAACACCGCUCGCUCCGAGACCAAUGAUCCCAAUGCCAUCACGGAAGCCGAUGCAGCAAUCAUCGUUCGGGUAGAGGAGGUAGCGAAAAAGCAGGGCUGGACAAUGGGUGAGGUGGCAUUGGCGUGGGCGGAGAAGCGAGUCGCCAGUCCAAUUGUUGGAUUCAGUUCGGUCGAGCAAAUGGAUGAGACACUACAAGGCAAGGAUUAUGUCUUGACGGAGGAGGAAAGGUACCUGGAAGAGCCAUAUGUGCCUAAGCCGGUCGGUGGUCAUGACUGA
Aspergillus clavatus NRRL 1 is the source of this 366-nucleotide messenger RNA. RefSeq lists its product as uncharacterized. Bases 1 to 366 code for a protein of 121 amino acids. The transcript is spliced from 2 exons. NCBI's taxonomy places the organism in Eukaryota, Fungi, Ascomycota, Eurotiomycetes, Eurotiales, Aspergillaceae. The record is from RefSeq and is a predicted model, not a curated record.